UGGUGGUCAACAGUCAUUCACACAAGCCUUAAACACUUUGCAAGAAAUGCAUGUAUAAAGUUUUCUAAUACAAAUUGCAGGAAUACUAACAAUGAGGAUAACUUGUAAAAUCUUUGUGAUCCUCAUCCAAACAUUUUAUUGUUUGGCUUCAGAUGACUCACCAUUUCAGCUAACUAACAGGGGCACUGGUUUUUGUUUGAUAAAAACGAAUAACCACUGCAAUGACAUUCGCUGGACAACUGGUGAUCGACUACUGGUUCUGCAGAGAAACAAGUGCCUGGGUGUCCAGGGAAAAAGUGUGGGCAGUGAAGUAAACCUCUACGAUUGCGAUGAAGCCAGUGAACUCCAAAAGUGGGAAUGCAUGAACGAAACAGUGCUCGCUCUCAAAGGCCAGGAGCUUUACAUUGAGCUCACUGCAGAUAACACAGCCAUUCUCUCCAGGACAACAGGACCAAAUAACCAUCUCACAAUUUCUGGAACAUCCAGUGGUGCCUGCACAAGAACUUAUAGAGAGCUUUUUACCAUCGGUGGAAAUGCAGCGGGAAGGCCGUGUAUGUUUCCCUUUCUAUACAAAACUCAGUGGUAUUCAGACUGUACUAAAUUUGACUCCUCGGAAAAGCGUCUUUGGUGUGCAGUUGAAACAAACUAUCAAAGCGAACGCUGGGGGUACUGCCCAACUAUGUCCAAGGAAGACUGGAAUAUGCACCCAACAACGGGAGCGUAUUACCAGCUUAACAUACAGUCAGCUUUGACUUGGCACCAGGCACAAGUCAGCUGCAAACAGCAGGGAGCUUCCCUUCUCAGCAUCGAUGAUCCUCACGAGCAGGCUUAUAUCACAGCACUGCUAUGGAAAGGGGGCAAUACACUUUGGAUUGGACUCAUCCUAGAUCCAGAACAUGGCUGGAAAUGGAUAAAUGGCAGGCCUUACCGUUACAUGAAAUGGGACUCAGGACAUCCACUUCCUAAUCCGGGAUACAACUGUGCAGUUGUUGAUCCUAGUGUACGGUACCUUUGGCAAAGUUUACCUUGUAGCAAUAAACUGGGCUACAUCUGCUACAGUAAAGAGGCUGAAGAAGCUCCUACACGAGCUGGGACAGGUUUUUGUUCAAACCCCUGGAUACACUACAAUGGCCACUGCUUCCACAGGAAUCAGGCUCAGAAAACAUGGUCUGAGGCUCAGGUAGCUUGCCACCAGGAUGGAGGAGACUUAGUGAGCAUCCACAGUGUGGAGGACCAAAGCUUCAUCAUCUCUCAGCUUGGAUAUACAUCCACUGAUCAGCUUUGGAUUGGAAUGAAUGACAGGAAGACAGAGGGGUUAUUUGACUGGUCUGACCACUCGACUGUCGCCUUCACCAGCUGGGAGUUUGGGAAACCAGCUGGGUCUUCUGAAAUAAAAGACUGUGUUCUCAUGCGUGGAGAGAAUGGAAACUGGGCAGAUCGUGUAUGCGAGGAGCAACAUGGCUUUAUUUGUAAGAAGAUGAGUGCCUUAAGACCAUCUGGAGAGGAAGUGGAGCAAAACACAGGCUGCAAAAAUGGGUGGAGGAGACACGGCUCAUACUGCUACUUUAUAGGAAUACAGACUAAAACAUUUGAUGAAGCUAAAGAUGACUGUAAAGGUUCCCUUUCUUACUUAGCUGAUGUUUCAAAUGGGGUGGAUAAUGCAUUUCUUGUAAGCUUGGUGGGGAUGCGACCAGAGAAACACUUUUGGCUGGGGCUUUCAAACCAGAAAAAUACUGAAGAAUUUGUAUGGACCAACACAGACUCAGUGAGAUUCACACACUGGAAUGCUGAAAUGCCAGGGAACAGACGGGGUUGUGUUGCGAUGAAAACUGGGAUUUUUGCUGGCCUCUGGGAUGUGGUGCCCUGCACAAAUAAGGAGAAAUACAUCUGUAAGCACCUAGCCGAGGGGGCAGUUUUAACCCCUCCACCACCCACUCUUUUCCCUCCUGAGUGUGCAUCUGGCUGGACUCGCCUGGGGUUUAGUAACCAGUGUUUUAAGUUGUUUGAUAGGUAUUCUACACAAAAGAAGACCUGGUUUGAAGCCAAAGAUUACUGCAGGGCUAUCGGAGGAGACCUGCUCAGCAUCCACAGUUCUGUUGAGCUUCAGUCCGUACAACCUAGAUUACAAGCAGCUUGGAUUAGACUUAGUGCCCCAGAUCCUGACACAGGUUAUGUAUGGAGCGACGGAACUCCACUAAAUUUCCAACAAUGGAAGAUUGGAGAGCCAAACAAUAAAAAUAAUGUUGAGUCUUGUGUGGAAAUGAAACCAGAGCGCACAUUCAGAAGACAAUCUUGGAGCGACAUACACUGUGAGAAAUACAGCAAAUGGCUGUGCCAGAUCCAUGCAGGAAUGACCCCAAAUCCGCCUCCAGACCCCGUCACUCCAAGCUAUAAUAAAACAUCAGAUGGGUGGUUUGAAUGGAACAGGAAUCAGUAUUAUAUUAACAGAAAUCAGAUGGGCAUGGAAGAUGCUCGUCUGUACUGCCAGCAGGGGCAUAGUGACUUGGUAACUAUCAGCAGUGAAGCUGAAAGGGUCUUUCUAUGGAAACUGAUACAAGACACAGGUCAUCGUCCUUACUGGAUUGGCCUCAUUGUAGAUCUUGAUGGAACAUUUGCCUGGAUGGAUGAUUCUCCAGUCGUCUUUCAAGCGUGGAGUGAAAAUCAGCCCAACUUCCAGAACAAUGACGAGAACUGUGUGGCUAUUACUCCCUCUAGGGGGUUCUGGCAUGAUUAUAACUGUGGAUUUCAGCUUUCUUUCAUUUGUAAACGCAAUAGCUCAAUGCCCGAGCACAUUUCAGUGGUACCAACUGUUCUUCCAAAGGGUGGCUGCCCACAGGACUGGAAAAAAAUUAAUUCAAAGUGUUACAGCAUCAUUAGCAAGGAGUUAGAGACGUGGGAAGGAGCAAGAACACAAUGCAAAAACAAAGGAGGAAAUCUGGCCUCUAUUCUCUCAAAGCAUGUACAAGUGUUUUUGACUUCUAAAAUGUUGGACGCGCCUACAACAGACCUCUGGAUCGGUUUACAUUAUUUGCUUGGUUAUUCAUUUUACUGGACCGAUGGACAACCAGUGCGGUACACUAACUGGCUAUCUUUGCAGAUGACUGGGCACUGGAUGCUUUUUACGGAUGAUGAGGAUGAGAGAGAUCAUCGUGGUUAUUUCUCAAGAGAUGCCAAGAGAGGAUGUGCUGUGAUGACAACUGAUCGUACCACUGGUAUUGGGAAAUGGGACCAAAGGUCCUGCAGUGACAAAAAUGGAUAUAUAUGUCUUCGUAAUCUUGAUCCAUCUCUCCCAGACUCCCCUGAACCAACAGCUAACAAUGGCUAUGUGAAAAUACUUAAUGAUUCAAUCAAAGUUGUUACUCAGAAAAUGAACUGGGAUUCAGCCAAAAAGUACUGUGAGCGUGAUGGUGCUAACCUGGCUAGCCUGCGAAAUGAGUGGUCACAGGUCUAUGUUGAGCUGAUGGCUUUGGAAAUGGAAGGUCCUUUGUGGAUUGGACUGAACAAAAAGCAGACUGGAUAUUUCAGACCUAUUGACGGCUGGGAAAUGACCUUUUCCAACUGGGAUCGAUUUGAACCAGAAAUGAAACAAUCUUGUGUGUAUGUAAAUAAUGAAAAUGGAAAAUGGAAGACUGCUGAUUGCGCUCACAACAUGGCCAGUGUUUGUAUGAAGUCUACAGAUGUUCCACCAACAGAGUCAACAGCAUCAGUCAGUUUUCCAGGAAAUUGCCCUGAAGACCCAGCAUCAAGAACUGGUUAUACCUGGAUACCCUUCAAGGGUUAUUGUUACCUCUUUGUCAAAGGAAGUUUUGACUGGGGAGAUGCAUCUGCACUAUGUAUAAGAUAUGGUGGAACUCUAACCAGCAUUGAAAAUCCUGCUGAGCAAAGAUUCAUUUUUAACAACGUGCUAGUAUUUAAAGACAGCCAACCCUUUUUCUGGAUUGGCAUGUAUCAGACUCACAAAGGCUUGUGGAAAUGGUUGGAUAAAACAGCCAUUGAUUUCGUUAACUGGGGUCCAAAUGAGCCUGGCGGUAUUGGAACCUAUGGAGCAAUUGCAUCUCUAGAUGGGAGUUGGACAACAGGAAGGGUGUAUAAUAGCAAGGGAUUUAUUUGUAAAGCACCUAAAGUAUUACAAGCACCAACAACAAUUGCAAGUUCUUCUAUAGAGGAUCCUAAAGCCAAUGGCCACAUGGUUUUGGAGGUUUUGCUUGGCAUUACUGUGACUGCCAUAGGGAUAGUCAUCAUCAUCUUCCUGUUGAAAAAGUCUGGUAUCUGCCAGUCCAUCUCUGAAAACUUAACUACCUUUGAUAACCCGAUGUUCUUUAACAAUGAACAGGUCCAGGCUGGUGUGGUGGGUGAAAAUUAAUUGGUAUCAAAUGCAUAUGAUGAGAACUCACAACUAACUGUUUAAUGUGUAUACCUGCAUAAUCUAAUAGAGCUCUGAUUUAGAAAAUUUACUUUUAUUUAGUCAGUUAGCAGUAAGUGGCAUAUUUUCAGAUAAUCUUAUUUGAUAUUUAAUUGUGUGUUUUUUUUAAAAUAAUAAAACCUCCCAAUUAAAAGAUAACUGAUCAGUAAUUUUAAUCCAUACAUUUUUUUUUCAUCUUUUUUACAAAUAUAAAUGUUAGAAUAGCUCUACAUGGAUAGGUAUAGAUUGAUUUUUGUGUGUUAACUAAAGUUGGGAUGUGCAUUUGAUUGUAAAUAAUGCAAACACUGCCACAUACGUGUCCUACUGAUCCAUUUUGUCUUUGAAAUCUUGAUCACAUCUACGACAGACCUCUAUCACAGGAAAUGAAACAUUUUGAUUAAAGUUAUUUACAAGAAUAAAAUAUCGGUUUCACUUUUGCCAAAAGAUUCAUCGGAUUUAUUCUAGUACUUCCUUUGCUUAGUUUACAAUGUCUCAGCAUAAUGUCUGGUUACACUAGUUAGUACAGUGCAGCGAGGAAUGCCCAGACCUCUACAUUGGAGAGACCAUACAGCCACUUCACAAGCGCAUGACACAACAUAGAAAAGCCACCUCCACAGGA
Molecule: messenger RNA, 5021 nt
Organism: Haplochromis burtoni (Burton's mouthbrooder)
Lineage: Eukaryota; Metazoa; Chordata; Actinopteri; Cichliformes; Cichlidae
Product: macrophage mannose receptor 1
Exons: 32
Coding region: 92-4363 (1423 amino acids)
Source: RefSeq, a predicted model, not a curated record